AAGUCGAGAGAGCGGCGCGGCCAUGGCUACGGUACCCGUGGGUGCGGGCUCCGCUCCCGGCCCCGAGCAGGCGGAUCUGCACGCCGUGCCCAUGGUGGCCCUCAACUACGGCGUGCGGCGCCGCCUCGGCCUUUACCUCAACCCGCGGGCGGCGACCGCGGCAGACUGGACGGCGCUGGCGGAGGAGCUGGGCUGCGACUACCUGGAGAUCCGGCGGCUGGAGGCGCUGCCCGACCCCACGGCCGCGCUGCUGGACGAGUGGCAGAGCCGCUGUCCCGGCGGAGCCACCGUGGGUCAACUGCUGGAGCUCCUGCGGCAGCUGGGCCGGCACGACGUGCUGCUGGAGCUGGCCGGCAGCGUGGAGGAGGACUGCAAGAAGUACUUACGAAGGAAGCGACAGGAGGCUGAGCAGCCACUGCAGGUCCCAGCAGUGGACAGCAGCGUGCCGAAGACGUCAGAGCUGAUGGGCAUCACCACGAGGGAUGAUCCGUACGGGCAUGGAACAGAGAUGUUUGAUGCCUUCAUCUGCUACUGUCAGAAAGACCUUCAGUUUGUCCAGGAGAUGAUCAGAGAGCUGGAGCAAACGGAGUUCAAACUGAAGCUCUGUGUGUUUGAUCGGGAUGUCUUACCAGGCACGUGUGUGUGGUCCAUCAGUGGAGAGCUCAUAGAAAGAAGGUGUCGGAGGAUGGUGGUCGUCAUUUCAGAUGAUUACCUGGAAAGCGAUGAAUGUGAUUUUCAGACCAAAUUUGCUCUCAGUCUUUCCCCAGGUGCUCGUCUCAAGCGGCUGAUUCCAGUCAAGUGCAAGACCAUGAAGAACGAGUUUCCAAGCAUCUUGAGGUUCAUUACAAUUUGUGAUUACACCAACCCUUGCACCAAAAAAUGGUUCUGGACAAGACUGGCAAAAUCUCUCUUGCUGCCAUGAUGCCUUUAUUCAAUCUCUCCUGGCUGUGCCUUUGAACCAUGGUGUUCCUACAGCAUCCCACUGCAGAACUUGGAUCCUUGCAGUCAGCAAGGAGCCUGCAGCCCUUGGAGCCUGCAGCUGGGAGCAAAGAAUUUCCUCUAGCACUUCUUCAUAACUUGGAAAGGGAAAUAGAGCAACUAUGUGGGUGUUCCUAUUCAAGUCAGCGAG
Molecule: messenger RNA, 1129 nt
Organism: Lagopus leucura (white-tailed ptarmigan)
Lineage: Eukaryota; Metazoa; Chordata; Aves; Galliformes; Phasianidae
Gene: MYD88
Product: MYD88 innate immune signal transduction adaptor
Exons: 5
Coding region: 23-922 (299 amino acids)
Biological process (GO): innate immune response; Toll signaling pathway; MyD88-dependent toll-like receptor signaling pathway
Cellular component (GO): plasma membrane
Molecular function (GO): TIR domain binding; Toll-like receptor binding
Source: RefSeq, a predicted model, not a curated record